CGCCUUGUGUGCGUCAUCGUCCGGCGCCGGAAGCGCCGCCAUGCGGGGCCGGCUCCUGCGCGCCUGGCGCGAGGGGGUGAAGGCGACGCGCGGGGCGGCGGGGCGGGUCGGGGCGUCUCCGCCAUGGCGGGUGCUCUUCUUCGGCACCGACCGCUUCGCCGUCACCGCCCUGCGAGCCCUGGAGGCGGCCAGGGAGCCCAGCGAGGACUCACUGGUGUCCAGGCUGGAGGUGGUGACCCUGCCCUCCCGCCUGCCGGGGGACCUGCCUGUGAGGAGCUGUGCCCGCGAGCUCCAGCUGCCUGUUCAUGAGUGGCCCCACACGGGACCUGUGGGGCAGUUUGAUGUGGGUGUGGUGGCAUCAUUUGGACGUCUCCUAAGUGAGGACCUUAUUCUGCAGUUCCCAUAUGGCGUGCUGAAUGUCCAUCCCAGCUGUCUCCCACGAUGGCGUGGUCCUGCACCAAUAGUCCACACAGUGCUUCAUGGUGAUAAAGUGACUGGGGUGACAAUUAUGGAAAUAAGACCAAAGAGGUUUGACGUUGGUCCAAUUAUUAAGCAAGAAGAGUGUGCUGUUCCUCCCUGCUGUACAGCAAAGGAGCUGGAAGUGGUGUUAUCAAAGAUGGGUGCAAACAUGCUGAUAGCAGUUUUGAAAAACUUGCCUGAAAGUUUAAAAAAUAAAAAAGAGCAACCACAAGAAGGAGUAACAUUUGCUCCUAAAAUAUCUAUAGCUAAGAGUUGUGUAAAAUGGGAAGAGCAAACAGCUGCACAAAUAAUUCAACUGCAUCGAGCAAUAGGAAGUAUGUUUCCUUUGCAGACGCUCUGGAAGGGUACUACUGUUAAACUUCUGGAUUUUGUGGAAGUGGAUAAUAUCCCUGGUUUUGCUGAUCAGAUAUUAAAUGAUUGUGGGGCUGUUCCUGGUUCACUACUAUACCAUAAAAUGUCCCAAACGCUGAUAGCUCGUUGCAAGGAAGGCUGGGUUGGAAUCAAAACAGUUGUAUUAAAGAAGAAGCUUACAGCAGUUGACUUCUACAAUGGAUAUAUGCACUCUUGGUUCCAACGGGACUCAAGAACAGUUCAUCGGGAAUGCAGAUUUCAAACGCUGAAACUUAGCACAGCAAAAAAGACUAUGAAAGAGAGGGAAAUAUUGACACAGGAUGUAAAACAAUAGACGUAUUUUAAAAUGUGGAAGAAGAUGUCUGUAAGUUAAUAGUAAUAUAAAAUAUUUCAAUGCCCACCCAUAACAUUCAGCUUAGUCAAGGGGUUUCCUCCCAGAGUGUUUGAUCUUACGUCUGCAUGUUUUCAUCAUGGGUUCCUGUGAUACUCAUUUCUCUUUCCCCAUCGAGUAAAAGAAUCUCUGUGAAUGCUGAAGAUAGUGAAUAAAUCCCUGUUUCUGCUGUUGAGUAAUAAAUUUAUUUUUAUACAA
Messenger RNA from Chroicocephalus ridibundus (black-headed gull), 1420 nucleotides. RefSeq names its product mitochondrial methionyl-tRNA formyltransferase (gene MTFMT). The transcript is spliced from 9 exons. The record is from RefSeq and is a predicted model, not a curated record. Gene Ontology annotation, molecular function: methionyl-tRNA formyltransferase activity. Bases 41 to 1165 code for a protein of 374 amino acids. Gene Ontology annotation, cellular component: mitochondrion. Lineage: Eukaryota; Metazoa; Chordata; Aves; Charadriiformes; Laridae. Gene Ontology annotation, biological process: conversion of methionyl-tRNA to N-formyl-methionyl-tRNA; biosynthetic process.